AUGGCUUCCAGAUUAUCACAGUCAGAAGAGGAUGUCUCCUGUCCUGUGUGCCAUGACAUCUUCAAGGAUCCUGUUCUGCUGUCAUGUAGUCACAGUGUCUGUAGAGUUUGUCUGCAGCAGUUCUGGAAUAAUAAAGGAUCCAAGGAGUGUCCAGUCUGCAGGAGAAGAUCAUCCAGACAUGACCCUCCCCAUAACCUUGUGUUAAAGAACCUGUGUGAGUCUUUCUUACAGGAGAGAAGUCAGAGAACUUCAGCAGGGUCUGAGGAGUUCUGCAGUCUGCACAGUGAGAAACUCAAACUCUUCUGUCUGGAUGAUAAACAGCCUGUGUGUUUGGUGUGUCGGGAUUCAGAAAAACAUACAAACCACAAAUUCCGUCCAAUCGAUGAAGUUGCACCAGGUUAUAGGGAGGAAGUGAAAGCUGCACUGAGGCACUUACAGGAGAAACUGAAGAUCUUUAAAAAAGUCAAACUGACCUGUGAUCAAACAGCGGAGCACAUUAAGAUCCAGGCCAAACAGACAAAGAGACAGAUUAAAGAGGACUUUGAGAAGCUUCAUCAGUUUUUACGAGAUGAAGAGGCAGCCAGGAUAGCUGCAGUGAAGGAGGAAGAGGAGCAGAAGAGUCAGAUGAUGAAGGAGAAGAUUGAGAAGAUGACCAGAGAGAUCUCCUCUCUCUCAGAGACGAUCAGAGCCAUAGAAAAUGAGAUGGGUGCUAAAGACAUUCUGUUUCUGAAGAACUAUAAGACUACAGUAAAAAGAGCCCAAUGCACACUGCAGGAUCCACAAAUGGUUUCAGGAGCACUGAUCCAUGUGGCAAAGCACCUGGGCAACCUGAAGUUCAGAGUGUGGGAGAAGAUGCAGGAGAUCGUUCAAUACACCCCUGUCAUUCUGGACCCCAACACCACACGACUCAUCCUGUCUGAGGAUCUGACCAGUGUGAGAUUCAGUGAUGAGAAACAGCAGCUUCCUGAUAAUCCAGAGAGAUUUGAUAAAUAUUCAUUUGUUUUGGGCUCUGAGAGUUUUAACUCAGGGGCAUAUAGCUGGGAUGUUGACGUUGGGAGUAGCACAGCAUGGUAUGUGGGUGUGGCCACAGAGUCAAACCAGAGGAAGGGAGAAGGAGCCCUAGACGGAAUGUGGCGUGUGGGUCAUUACAAUGGGAAAUAUUAUCCAUGCCUUACAGGAAAGUCAUUGACUCCCCUCACAUUCAAUAAGAAACUCCAGAGGAUCAGAGUGCAGUUUGACUGGGACAGAGGAAAGCUGUCAUUUUCUGACCCCCUUACUAACAUGCACAUACACACUUUCACACACACGUUUACUGAGAGAAUGUUUCCAUUCUUCUCUAAUGGCUGCACACUCUCCCCCUUGAAGAUCUUACCUGUGAAGUGUUGUGUCAGAGUGGAACAAAACAGUUAG
This is a messenger RNA of Chanos chanos (milkfish), 1410 nucleotides long. Its product is annotated as zinc-binding protein A33-like. Bases 1 to 1410 code for a protein of 469 amino acids. Gene Ontology annotation, molecular function: protein binding; zinc ion binding. The record is from RefSeq and is a predicted model, not a curated record. The transcript has 6 exons. Lineage: Eukaryota; Metazoa; Chordata; Actinopteri; Gonorynchiformes; Chanidae.